Messenger RNA from Ostertagia ostertagi, 729 nucleotides. The record is from the annotation of a GenBank genome assembly. Lineage: Eukaryota; Metazoa; Nematoda; Chromadorea; Rhabditida; Trichostrongylidae.
AUGUUGAUGCAAAUAUUUUCAAAUUUCAUAGUUUAUGUGAGUCUCGUGGUUUGGUUCAUACUGUUUUGUUUCCGAUGCGGUUUGAAUCUCAUUUGGAUUUGCUGUAAUGUAAUGAAAGCACACUCAUUCGAGCCACCAAAAGCGGAACCCAAAUUGGUAGCAGUGACCAUGCAGUUAUCAAAUUUCGCCUGUCUUUUCUCUGUUUGGAAGUUAAAGAUCAGAGAUUUUAAGUCGGCCGAUUUUGAAGAUAUGAGGAACUAUUUACGACACAUUGACUGGCUUGGCUCAUUCAAUAAUACUCAUACGGUAAAUGAAAAAUAUGAAACGUUUCUAGCUAUUUUGAAUCACGCCGUGGACAUCUCGUCGCAAGCGGCAAGUGACUGGAAUGCCUUCCACGCUCUGAGUAAAAGGUGGACUCAAAAGCCUAACAAAUAUAAUGCGUCUAUUGAACGGAAAAAAAAACUUUCGGAAGGUGGAGUGAGAUUGUUAUACUCUCUGCUCAAGUACAGGCUUCGAGAUAAACUAAAAAUUGGAACUCUUCUGUCUGAAACUUUGCCCAGAGCUAUUAAGGAAGAGUUAUUGACGAAUACAUUCGAAAAAGUGUUUUCUACGUCACAUGAAUUGAUGUUCAUGAUACAGCCUCCCUGGUUUGAAAACAAAACCAUCGCAAAUACCCUUGAAAAAUGGUCGUCGGCGGCUAGUACAAAUUGCAAAAAUAUUCCCUUCACU